AUGAACAACAUCAAAAAGUUUCUCUUAGCCAUUUAUAUUCCUCUUCUUUUAGCAUGUCAUGAUCGUGUCUUAGCAAGCAGCGCCAACACCAGAGAUAUCAUAGUCCCGAAGAUUUCUGACUGGCAAAUCACGGUGGUCAACGGUUUAAUCACCAGUGAAACUCUCUUCAUCCAUUGUAAAUCUAAAGAUGACGACUUAGGCGAACAAAAUCUGCGUCUGGGAGAAAGAAUUUUUUGGAAUUUUCGAGAAAAUAUGCUUCACUCGACUUUAUUUUGGUGCUACUUGAGUAAAGAUGAUGGUCAUAUGAACGUGAAAGUGUUUUGGGAUGAUGUAAUCUUGUUCCAUAGAUGCGGUUGGAAACAGUGUGUUUGGACCGCUAAAACUGAUGGCCUUUAUCUUUGGAACUCUGCUAUUGGUGAAGACUUAUUACUAGAGAAAUGGGAAGCUGGGUGGUGA
Molecule: messenger RNA, 456 nt
Organism: Eruca vesicaria subsp. sativa (arugula)
Lineage: Eukaryota; Viridiplantae; Streptophyta; Magnoliopsida; Brassicales; Brassicaceae
Source: the annotation of a GenBank genome assembly